GGAGCUCAAAACUGAAAACAGUGCGUUUGAGGUUAGAGCGGCAGAGCGCAGCGCCCCCUAUGUUUUGGAGAGCCAUAUUCAGGUAUCGAUUUUCUUACCCUCUAAUUCUCCUCGUUCUUCCAUUUUAGACGGCAAUGAUGGGUCAAACGUGAUAUCUUCAGGUGUUUUAAGCUGCUUUCCAAGUCCAUAUACCAUUUAUGUAUGCUUCUUCAGAAGUGGCUUCCAGCAAAGUGCUGCUACCAAACAGCCCUUAAUCAAAUCAAGUGUCUCCCAUGAAUUAAAUUAUUAUUUCCCCAAAUUGUUGUUUGAAUUAUUUGUAUCUGUUUCUGCCAAGUCUUUGCAUUUGGCUGAAAUUUGUUUAGGGCCAGGUGUAUGUAAUCAUCAUGGCCCUGCAUACUCUACCAUUUAAAGUUGGACAGGACGUGGAAACAAGAUCGUUUCUGAAAGGCUUUCGUGGUGCGUGGUUCCGGUGUAAGAUAAUAGAUAUUGGCUGGAGAAAUGGUCAGCUGUCAUGUGCUUUGAAGUAUUAUGACUUUCCAGAUGAAAAAAUAACUUGGGAGAAAAUAUAUCAACACAACCCUGCUGAUGGUAAGAGGAAAAGAAAGGCGAACAUGUUGAUGAUGCGUCCUCCCUUUCCUUCUAUCUAUCAUGAAAGUAAAAGGCCGGAUGCCAAUACCAUAUUGCAAGCGGUAGUUGUUGUCAGUGAUGCCUGGAAAGUUGGAGAUUUAGUUGAUUGGUGGAAAGAUGGUUGUUAUUGGUCCGGAAAAGUAACAGAAGUAUUAGGGCAUAAAAAGUUGAAGGUUGAGUUGCCGCUUCCUCCUGUUGGUGAAGGAGUUAAAGGACAGACUUACGAGGCUUCUUACAAGGACCUACGCUCAUCCUUGAAUUGGUCUCUAGAAUAUGGUUGGACAGUACCUACACCCAAGGAGAGGGAAAAUGGGCAUCCAUGUGUACGAGUAAUAAAGCCUGAUAAUCAAGGAGACAUUCCAAGUUUAGCGGCCCAAACUGUGGAUGAAGGAAAAAGAGAUGUGCAGGAAAUUGCUAAUGCUGAUCAAUCUUUAACAGCAAAAGAUAUAGUCACUGCAGAAACAAAUAUGGAAUCUGAUGUAGCAGAUAGUCGAUUUGAGAAGAGUUGCUCAUAUAGCGGUUUCAGUUCGCAUAUUAAAGACGCAUUGAAUAAUACGGGGGGAACUGCAACUAGGAUAGACAUAGUUGAUAAUGGUAGAUCUUUCAAGAGGAUGAAAGCUGAUGAAGGCAUAAUAUUAAAUCCAGUGAGCUCUGAUACAUUAGAAGCUGCAAUUUUGGACUUAGAGGAACUUGUAAACCGGAUUAAAUGGAUGAAGGGGAUGUUGGAGAUUGGAAUGCCUUUCACGGGUGCUAUGCGCCCCCGUUGGAAAUUUCUAAAAAAUCAUACCUCGCCCACUCCAAAGUGAGGGUUUCCACUAGCAAGUUAAACGGUAGGAUGGCAGGAGAAAACUGGACAUGACCACAGUUCAUUAGUGUUCAUUCAAGUAACUUCUAUAAUUCUGGUGUGUAUCUUAAGCUUGGCAUGAACAUACCCUUUCUACUAAUUCAGUCUCUAGUUGGAGAUUG
Molecule: messenger RNA, 1593 nt
Organism: Fragaria vesca subsp. vesca
Lineage: Eukaryota; Viridiplantae; Streptophyta; Magnoliopsida; Rosales; Rosaceae
Exons: 8
Coding region: 384-1433 (349 amino acids)
Source: RefSeq, a predicted model, not a curated record